Messenger RNA from Ctenocephalides felis (cat flea), 3361 nucleotides. RefSeq names its product WD repeat-containing protein on Y chromosome-like. The transcript is spliced from 20 exons. The record is from RefSeq and is a predicted model, not a curated record. Bases 1 to 3345 code for a protein of 1114 amino acids. Gene Ontology annotation, molecular function: protein binding. Lineage: Eukaryota; Metazoa; Arthropoda; Insecta; Siphonaptera; Pulicidae.
AUGGAAAGCUUAUUUAAAUUUGUUCGAAAGAAAGAGGAGAAAGCUGAAGAACCCAUAGAAGAGUUUCAAAAUUUAGCUCUGCACGAACGAUUAACUGAAAAAGAGUUGACAAAAUUAUAUAAUUUAUUUCAAAAAAUACCGGACGGAAAAGCAACCUCGGAACAACUUCGUCGAAUAUUGGGCGAAUUUGCUGGCUGUUAUUUUACAGACGAUCAAUUUGAAACUUUAUUUUCAAAGAUCAAUUCUAAUCGUGAUAAUCUUGCAUCGUGGGAUGAAUUUGUUUCGUAUUUGUUGUUGGGCUUUCAAAAUAAUGACCCCUCUAAUCAAAAAGAGACCAUGCAGCAGCCAAUAACAGGUCACCCAGUUGUUAUUAACAGUCAUCACCGUUUGCCUGUAAUACGAAUUCAAUAUUGUCCUACAGUAAUGCCAGACCGAACAACAAGUUAUUCAGAAGGAAGUUACAUAACAUGCAGUAGAGAUGGUACUUGUAACUGGUGGACUUUAGAUAUGGAAAAACAUCGUAGUGCGAAAUCGAAGAGCGUACAACCAAAGAUCCAUCCUACGUGGGUGUUGGAUAUGGUAUGUCUGCCUGAUUUGAACAUUUUAUGUACAUCAUCUACAGAAGGUGAAUUGCGAUUUUAUGACACAACAGCGCGAAAUUUUACGGUUCGUGUGGUUAUUGAUAGUCUUCCACAUCCAAUAAGUGCUAUGUUCUAUAGGUUUUAUCAGUCAUUGGAUUCAGAAAACACUUUAGUCACUGGCGAUACCUCUGGAGCUGUAAGGAUAUUUCUAUUUUCGCCAGUAAUGCGUGGUCCCUUUCAGAACAGUCCCGGAAAAUCUUUGCAAGUUGUGAGAUACGAAACUUUGGCAAAAGGUGACUUUAAAGGCAUGAGAGUUCUUGCUUUUCCAAAUGUUCACGUCGACACAGUACGUCAAGUUGGCCUUUAUGAACCCCUACAUUGCUUCAUCUCCUGCUGCGAAUUACCAGCAGGACCUACUCUCGGGCCACCAGGAUUGAGCAUCAGCGAUAUAAUGGGAGUAAAACCGCCUUAUCAAUUUCGUAUGCCAAGAGGAGCCACUGUUUUCACUUUCGACGAUGUCAGUCAUAUGCUGGUUACUGGAGGUUUAGAUUGCAUAAUAAGAUUAUGGAAUGUAUUUGUUCCAUCAAAACCAAACACAAUGCUAUCGGGGCACCAUGCUGGAAUAAUCAUGGUAAUCCUUCAGAACGACAAAUUGUAUUCAAUGAGCAAGGAUAAAGUUAUUAAAGUAUGGGAUGUUCCUGCGCAAACAAUCAUGCAAACUUACAUAACACUAUGUGCCGACAUGGGGAUAGAACAUUGUUCUAUGACAACACUAUACAAUCCGUUGACCAGGGAACUGAUGGUGGGAGGUAUGCGAAUAGCAACUUUGCUUUUAGAUCCUUUGUUGGAUGAAUCUGCUACAGAUGGAUACACUCAUACGAAACCUGUCUCAAUAUGUUUAUAUAACAGUCUGUUCAAAUAUAUUAUAACUUGCGGACUUGAUAGCUGCAUUAUCACUUGGGAUCCUUGGAUAGGUAAGCGCAUUUGCCUGGUGAAAGGUGCUCAUACAACUGUUGUUCAUGGUGAAACAAUAGUUGUUGAAAUCACAGCAGCUACAUUCGACCCACAACAACACAUGUUAUUGACUGGUGCAAGAAAUGGAACCUUAAAAGUUUGGAAUUUCAAUACCGGAAUUUGCCUUCGUAACAUGGCCAUUGAAACUAUGUGUGAAGUUACAGCAGUCUUUUGGAUAACCGGCAGAUUACUUGCUAUUGGUUGGAAUCGGCACGUGACAGAAUUUGCAGACGAAGUUGCCGCAGCUGGGUCUAAGGAAUGGGAGUUGCGGCAUGCCGAAGACGUUCUUUGUGCAGCCACCAGAGCUGGUCAGGCUCUCGCUACCAGUUCGUACAGCGGCGAGCUAAUAUUUUGGCGGCUCGAGACUGGACAAGCAUAUAGACGGUACAAUGUUGCAAAUCCGACUGGACGUAUAAAACUUGUGUAUAUGCCUCCUGAGGUGUCUCAGUCGAUGACAGCAGAUGCGGGUGCUACUGGAGCAAAACGCGAACAAAGUGCUAAACGAGGAGUAAAGAAUCAAACUUCAAGUAUUUUGAAAGUACAUGGAUCAACAGCCCCUGGUGACGAGAAACGACAUAAAAACAGACAAUCUUUCAGUGCAUAUAAACGCAUCAGUGUAAUUGGCCAUGAUACUGCUCCAGAAGUUAUGACCGGGGCAAAAAAAACACAAGAGUCCAAAUACGCAAGAAAAAUCUCUGUAGUGAAAAUGCCUAAAGCAAUACAGCACCAUAAGUCUUUAUCUGUGCACGCGAUGGUAUUUUUAGAAGCAAGACCUAUGCAUCCAGACAUAGGAUCAAUGUUAUUAUCAGUGGAAAAUGGCUCUGUACAAAUGUGGUCACACCAUCCAACUGGUGGUUUCAAGACUUCUUUUAAUGCUAUACAUUCGGCAGGUGACUAUGUGGCUUGUAUGACUACAGAUCCUGACAAUGAUUUUCUAUUUACUGGUACUACAAUGGGGCAAUUAAAAAUAUGGUUGAUGACGAACUACGGGUAUUCUCCUCCAAAAAGAGUCAGUGUACCUUUAUUGCGAUUGAAAUUUCCAUUUUUGUGGCGUGAUCGCCUGGAAGGACGUGCCAAGAGAAGUAUCAGAUUGCAACCGUUGCCUUUGCUGGUUAAUUCUUUUCAAGCCCACAAAAGCACGUUACUGUGUUGUGUAUAUAUGCCGGAACACCAAAUUAUUAUUACAUCAAGUAGCGAUCGAAGUGUAAGACUUUGGGCUUUGGCUGGACGGUACAUCAAUACCUUGGGAACGUGUAAACCUUGGACUCCAAUCCCAGAAGUUGGUCCCUUACCCGAUCAAUUUCCCUUCAGGCUUCCAGCAGAUAUUAAACGUAGUGGAAGCUUUACUACUUUGAAGGUGUUGAGAGGUGGCAAAGGUGAAUUCGAUAUGGAAUAUGAGUCCUCAAUACGCAGAAAAGAUGUGAAUUUGAAACAAGAUGAGUUAGUCAAGAGGCGUAUUUAUGGAAAGCCCUUGCAAGAACCAAUACUAGGAAGUCAUUUCCAAUUGCCAAGACGAGGAGAACUACGCAACAAACCUAUUUUGGAUACUUCUUUACCUUACAUACCAGUGUAUAGUCACUUAGAAAUCCAUGAGCCGAGACAUAGACUUCGUCCUCCAACUCCAGAAGUAAUUAUAACAUGGAGAAACCAACGGAAUAAAGAAAUGUUGCAGGCCCAAGCAGAGGCAGAAGGUACCAAUGUGCAAAUUGAAGAUGAUGUCGAAGGCAAUCAACAUAUUGGUAACGAUUGAUGUCAGAUAUUUUUAU